CUUGCUGAACACAUGGCUUCACGCCAUAAAUGCCUCUUCCUGCUCAGAGAAAACAGAAGCCCCAAUAUAGAACAACUCCAGAUACCUCGCUCAAGUAGACGCCACACACGCUUCAAUACACUCCGGUGGAACCUUCGCCUCAACCGCGAAGGAGAAUUUAAACUGAAUUUUACGAGACUAGAGGCUGGGAAGAGCCACAAAUCGGGCCUGUGGGUGCUGUAAUGUCCUCGUCUGCCAGCAUAUUUGGAAAGCCACCCUGCAGGAAGAAAGCAGACCACAGUUUCGCAUUUUUGACAGCCCACCACCAGGGAGGAACUAAGUCAUGACUGACGUGGGUCUGAGCCCUGAAAGUGCAGUGUUAGAGGGGCAGGACAUAGAGUCGGAUCGUGAACCACCUCAAGAGGAUGCAACAGUCCAGGAGGAUUGGGAUGAAGGAAGCCUCACUCUUGCCAAAUGUCCCCAGCUUGGUGACGAGGGACAGGGGCUGCAUGGGGAUCUCCAGCCAGCACAAGCAGACAUGGAGCAGGAUGAGCAAAAAGCCACCUUGCAUGCCGAAGUCGGUGGAGAUGAAGAUGAAGAGGGGAUGACUUUGGGUGGAGGCACCGAGGAGGAGGGGCAUUGCCAGCAGAAUGACGAUGGCUGCCAUGAUGGAGGGAUGCAACCAUUGGAGGAGAAGCCUAAUGAAUCUGCUGACAGUCCCAAUGAAGGACAGCAAAGCCUCCCCUUAGACUUUUCCCAGACCCCACAGGUACUGACGAGCUCCUGGAACGAAUACUCCAAUUUCCCAGAGAAUUACCUCAAAGGUUGCAAAUGGGCUCCGGAUGGUUCCUGUAUCCUGACCAACAGUGCAGACAAUGUGCUCCGCGUCUACAACCUUCCUCCGGAGGUUUAUACCUACAACUGGGAUGUGCUGCCGGAGAUGAGUCCGGUGCUGAAAAUGGCUGAGGGAGACACUGUGUAUGACUACUGCUGGUACCCCAAAAUGAACUCUCUGGAGCCUCACACCUGCUUUUUUGCCAGCAGUAGCCGCGACAACCCAGUCCACAUCUGGGACGCCUUCUACGGGGAGGUGCGCUGCAGCUUCCGUCCUUACAACCACCUGGACGAGCUGACGGCGGCCCACUCGCUCUGCUUCUCCCCCGACGGCUCGCAGCUCUACUGCGGCUUCGACAAAACCGUCAAGGUCUUCUACACCGAGCGGCCCGGCAGAGACUGCGAGGAGCGGCCCACCACAGCAAAGAAGCAAAGCGGCCAGAGCGGCAUCAUCUCCUGCUUGGCCUUCAGCCCGUGCCAGUCGCUGUACGCCUGCGGCUCGUACGCGCGCUGCGCCGGCCUCUACUCGUGUCAGGACGGCACCCUGCUGGCACUGCUGCCCACCCGCCACCGCGGGGGUCUCACCCACCUGCUCUUCUCACCCGACGGCUACUACCUGUACACGGGGGGCCGCAAGGAUCCCGAGAUCCUGUGCUGGGACCUUCGAGAGCCCGGUCAGGUCGUGUUCUCGCUCAAAAGGAACGUGGCGACCAAUCAGCGCAUCUACUUCGACCUGGACCCGUCGGGCAGGUACCUGCUGAGUGGGGGCACAGAGGGAGAGGUGUCAGUGUGGGACACCCAGAACCCCCCAGGUGGCGAGGAGCUACUGCAGCCUCAGCUCAGAUUCCAGGCCCAUUGGGACUGCACCAAUGGGAUCAGCAUCCAUCCGUUCAUGCCGCUGGUGGCCACAUCCAGCGGCCAGCGGCAGUUCCUGUGGCCCAGCGACGGCGAGGGCGACUCGUCCUCCUCGUGCUCGGACGGCGAGGGAAGCGACCAGGCCGCCAACCGCGCCGACAACGGGUUGAGCAUAUGGUGGGCCGGACCGUGCGGACCCCCUGCCGAGGAGCAGAGUGAGGAGGUUUCAAACAUGCACAGUUGAACUCGAAUGUCAAUUUCACGAGGCGAGACUGUGCCCACUGCAAAACCUUUUUUACAAGGAUGCAAAUGAAGACAAUUGUGCAAGAA
Messenger RNA from Hippocampus zosterae (dwarf seahorse), 1998 nucleotides. It is a transcript of the gene wrap53, whose product is annotated as WD repeat containing, antisense to TP53. The transcript has 11 exons. Gene Ontology annotation, molecular function: RNA binding; protein binding. Gene Ontology annotation, biological process: Cajal body organization. The record is from RefSeq and is a predicted model, not a curated record. Gene Ontology annotation, cellular component: Cajal body. The coding region runs from base 323 to 1912 and encodes 529 amino acids. Lineage: Eukaryota; Metazoa; Chordata; Actinopteri; Syngnathiformes; Syngnathidae.